AUGCAGCGAUUGCUGGCAACACAGCCAUCCCAGAUUCGGUUCGACGAGAGCGGCGCUCUGACCACAAUCUGCGCCCAGGAAAAGGUCAUUGAUUUUCGAUCUGUCGGAGCCGCAAUUGAGAAGAUUCUCUCCUCACGAUUGUCUAAGGACAUCACAAUGCUCCAUAUGGAUGGUCUACGAUCAAUGGAGAAGGAAUGGGCGCACGGCAAACGAGAUCAGGCGCUGUCCAAGCAGUUGGAAACACUUGAACGAGAUUACACGGAGGGCAAGCUGCACAACAAAAGACAGCUAUACAAACGCCUGAAGGCGUCGUACCGAGCACCACCGGAGGCAUUGCGCGCCGUUUCGGAAGUACUGCGUCAGAGUGGAUGGACGAUUUGCCAAUGUCUCAACCAAAGCGACACGUGCAUUGCGCGGACAGUCAACAACGCUGCCGUACCCGGAGAUAUCCGAGUUAUCACCAAGGACUCCGAUCUCAUGGCAUUCGAGUCAAUCAUGUCCGUCACCAUGCCAGUCAAGAACACUUGGACUACUUUCCACAAAGAUGAGCUUCUGAACGAGCAUGGCCUUCCGACCCCUGUACAUCUAACGCUUGCCGCUCUGGUAUCGAACAACGACUACACCAACGGAGUUUUUUCCUAUGGCUUGACAUCCAAUGUCGAUACGAUCCGUCAGUUCAAGAUGACAGGUCUUGAUGGAACGGUUGGCCAAGAUCGAGUGGAGGUGGUUCGGAUCUAUGUUAGGCGCUACCUUGACAUAAUACACCAAAAGGCCCGUACAAUCAAGGACUCAGCCACCCAAAGCGCACGUCGUCGACUGCGAUGCAAUCCUAACCCAACGGUGAAGGCACACGACAAGGAUCUGAGGAGGAUCGAAACGGCCGAUCGACAGCUGCGUGUAGAUGUGACAGAAUUCGGCCAUGCUCUCAAGACAUUCGUGCUUUGCGAGGAAACCACUCUGGACAACAACAGGAUCAGCCCGGCGGCCGAUACACACACACGACUGAUGGCCAUAAUUAAGGAAACAGAAUUCAACAAAGCCUACACUGAUUGGCGUCGCUUUUCCGCGAGUCGGACGGGAUCGUUGCCGCCUGGGCUGCUAGUAGAUCCAGCUUCUCAGGGGGCGGCGACAGACGCAGAGGCAACGCCACCACCACUCCCAACGGCACCCAAGGCAGGAUCAGCACCAUAUCCGCAAGCUACAUCAGCGGGAUCACCUUCCAUCAGGCAGACGCAUGGCCCAGCCGAACAUCCACCAUCGCACAAGCAAAAGAUUAAAAAACAACGCCGACAUGGUUCACGGGCCCUCCAGCGGCGACGACAGAAGUGGCGUCGUUCCAGAUUCCGCUCGCGCACAGACGUGCAAGAUCGCUAUGUGCCGAACACUGUUUUCCUAGAAAAGGCCAGCCCUGUUGAUGUCGUGGAACUUUCAGGAUUGAAGCCGUCGACCCCCCGUCCUUCAAAGCCCAAGGAGCAAUCCCCCCGUAUCAACCAAGUGCCUGCCCCCGCUGCCAAGAAGAAAAAGAAAAAACUCCUUGGCGAACCUAAAGGAAUAGCUGGACCCAAGGCCUUGAAGAGAGCGUUCCAGUCUGUUUUCGCAACGGUCACGCUCACGACUGGAUCCCUGCAAGGCUGCCUAGGAAGAUCAACCAAUCUGUCGAAAGCAGAGGUUGCGCAGCUAACCCAACACGUGAGUUCGGCAGUCUCUACCGUCAAUAGCGCCAAACACAUUGUGUACAAGCUUAUCGAGAUGCGCAUUCUACAGCCGCUGAUCGAGACUGGACUGAACCAGGCAGAGGAUGGACCGGACGAGAGCUUCCUGGAGAAGAUCCUGGAUUCCGAUUGGGCGGAAAGGUUUGUCCAAAACCUACUGUCCUUCGUCUUGAGGAAUUCCAUUGUCCCCCAAGGACGUCCACCCGCGUCGGACAAGAGCAAGGAUGCUGUCGCUGAAGCAAUCUCGACGUUUAACGAGUUCAAGAAGACGCUGUGCCCAGGGUUCAAAGCCCUCAACUCAACGGAUCUGGCUUUGAGUAAUAUCAUCGCGGAACUUGCACCCAAGAUCUGCCUAGAUCAAAAACUGCAUUACAGGAGAAUACCGGAGACUCUUAGAACAAAGCUGUCCAUUGAUUGCGAUGGUCUUCCUGAAAUAGAUCAAGAUGACACCGACGCUGGUGGUGAUGCCGGGGCUGCUGACGUUAACGAGGGUGUGGACGACGACGACGCCCUCAAGCGAUCCAAGAAGAUCAUUUUCAAGCCGGGUCAUAUUCAACUCUGCUGGCGAUAUUUCCUCCUCUUACCAUCAUCCAAGCGGCCCCGGUUCUGCACCCAGGCCAAAAUGAGCGAUUCCUUCAUUGACAUCAACGAGGAAGCGUUGGUUGCGCUUCUCUGGGGAGAGAAGGCAGCUCAGUUGGACAACGUAUGGGAGGACACCCGCUACACUCACAACUGGGCAGCGGCAAAACAGCGUUCUUCGUACGGAGAGGUGAUCAAAGAACUAUUCAUCGGUGACCGAGAUGUCAUCAAGGAAGCCAGGAAUAAGCAGCAGACGACGUACGGGAAGAGGACAACAACCAUGGCUGAGCGUGAGGAGGCCCAUCCACACAUCUACGGACAGUUAGAGCUCGCACGGACGGAUGGCCACCAGCUGCAGAUUCUCGCGUAUGACUUUACAAAACCCCGCCAAUCCCCAAAUUACAGUGAGUUUCUUUCUAGGAUCGAGAAGCUUUAUCCAACGCGGCAGCAUCUUAUCGACGCGUUUGGCGACGACCUGGAUUCAGUCAUUGUCGUCGGUAUUGAUCCCGGAGAGGUAGUGAGCGAUGUUGUCGACUCAUCCCUUUGGACACGGAUUACCGACCUGGACAAGCUCACCACUCUCCCGUCUGUCCACGACCUAGAGAAUUCUCUCCCCUCAACGAACUACGACACCUCGUUGGAUGCUUUGACGGCAGCUCACAAGAAGUACUACGAGCAGGAACCGCCGAUCCACGGGAUUUACGCGUCAAGAGAAUAG
Messenger RNA from Linnemannia hyalina, 3009 nucleotides. The record is from the annotation of a GenBank genome assembly. Lineage: Eukaryota; Fungi; Mortierellomycota; Mortierellomycetes; Mortierellales; Mortierellaceae.